AUGGAUGUCCCUCCUCCCAUAGUAAUCGGCCUAGAAGGCCUCAUCAAGCACUCUCUCCCUCGAAUCAGCCAAGUCCGCAGCACCGCAGCCGCCAUGACAAACUUUGGACGCCUGUCGCCGUUCCUGAAACGGCUUCAAGUCAGCGUCCUGCUUCUAGGCACAAUCUACCGCAAACUCUCGCAAUACGACACCGUGCCGGGGUCCGACCUGUGCAUCGGCAUCUGCCAUGACAGCCUUGUCCAGACUCAGGGCAUGAUUGAAGCAGUACUGCGAGACGAAGACGACAAUGUGUACAAUGUCGGCACAGGGGUAUUGAUUGAAAGGCUGCCCGACGAGAUCAACUCCUUCAUCUCUUCCGUGGAGCUUUUGAGGAGCACAUACCAUGAAGCACAAGCCGAGUUCAUCUUCAAAUCCAUGAAGGAGCUGACCGACUUGCGGCGCGACUACUCACAGCAUCUGCAAGAGUGCACAAAACGCACAGGAAAGCAAUCGAAGCGCACCAUCGCCGACGCUUCGAGUGAAGACGAACAGGUGUCGAGCUCAGACAACGGAACGAGCCUCACCGAGCCGGAGAUGUCACCACCGCUUGCUUCACCAGGACGAAAGCCAGUGGAGCACAAGGGGACACAUGCAGUCAAACCCGCCCUUGGAGGAAAAGAGUCACUUCUGGCCGGUGACACGCAGUCCAAACCUGGAAAGGGCCAACAUCAGCAUCAAGGUGAUGAUUCAUGA
Messenger RNA from Trichoderma reesei QM6a, 732 nucleotides. RefSeq lists its product as uncharacterized. The record is from RefSeq and is a predicted model, not a curated record. The transcript has 2 exons. The coding region runs from base 1 to 732 and encodes 243 amino acids. NCBI's taxonomy places the organism in Eukaryota, Fungi, Ascomycota, Sordariomycetes, Hypocreales, Hypocreaceae.